Molecule: messenger RNA, 1342 nt
Organism: Tinamus guttatus (white-throated tinamou)
Lineage: Eukaryota; Metazoa; Chordata; Aves; Tinamiformes; Tinamidae
Source: RefSeq, a predicted model, not a curated record
CCUUGAGCAGCAGGCUGAUUGCUUCCCCUCAGCCGCAUUUGGUAUGCAUGAGCACUGCUGCUCCAAGACAGGAGGUUGCUUUCUUAAGGAGGAUCAGUGGCUACAGCAAAUCCACUUUGCCAGCCUUCUCGCCGCGUGCCGGCAAGGCGCCUUGCUACCUAGGGAGCUGCACGUGCAGACGGGGCGAACAUGGGAUGUCCAAGCGGUGGCGGAUCCUUGCUUUGGUAGGCACUGUCAGAUUCACAGCUGAUUUUUCCAGUGGAAUUUGUGGAGGGUGAUGAAUCAAACCGAUGCUCCCCGGCCGCUAAACUGGACCAUCCGGAAGCUGUGCCAUGCCGCCUUUCUCCCAUCCGUCAGACUUCUUAAGGCACAGAAAUCAUGGAUAGAAAGAGCAUUUUACAAGAGAGAAUGCGUUCAUAUCAUACCCAGCACCAAAGACCCCCAUAGGUGUUGCUGUGGGCGUCUAAUAGGUCAACACGUUGGACUGACUCCAAGCAUCUCCAUUAUUCAGAAUGAGAAAAAUGAAAGCAGGCUUACUCGAAAUGACAUCCAAUCGGAGAAGUGGUCCAUCAGCAAGCACACACAGCUCAGCCCCACAGAUGCUUUUGGAACCAUCGAGUUCCAAGGAGGCGGCCACUCCAACAAAGCCAUGUAUGUACGCGUGUCUUUUGACACAAAGCCUGAUCUUCUUCUGCACCUGAUGACCAAAGAGUGGCAGCUUGAGCUCCCAAAACUUCUCAUCUCUGUGCAUGGGGGCCUUCAGAAUUUUGAACUUCAGCCGAAACUCAAGCAAGUCUUUGGAAAAGGCCUCAUUAAGGCUGCCAUGACAACUGGAGCAUGGAUAUUCACUGGAGGAGUAAACACAGGAGUCAUUAGGCAUGUUGGAGAUGCCCUGAAGGAUCAUGCCUCAAAAUCUCGCGGGAAGAUCUGCACUAUCGGUAUAGCUCCCUGGGGCAUUGUUGAAAAUCAAGAGGAUCUUAUUGGCAAAGAUGUGGUCCGACCAUAUCAGACGAUGUCCAAUCCCAUGAGUAAGCUGACAGUGCUCAACAGUAUGCAUUCCCACUUCAUUUUGGCUGACAAUGGCACUACUGGUAAAUAUGGAGCAGAGGUGAAACUUCGUAGGCAGCUGGAAAAGCACAUUUCACUUCAGAAGAUAAAUACAAGAAUUGGUCAAGGGGUCCCAGUGGUGGCCCUCAUUGUGGAAGGAGGUCCCAAUGUUAUCUCCAUUGUUCUGGAGUACCUGCGAGACACUCCUCCCGUUCCUGUUGUGAUAUGUGACGGCAGUGGCCGAGCAUCUGACAUCCUUGCCUUUGGACACAAAUAUUCUGAAGAAGGAGGGUGA